This is a messenger RNA of Schistosoma turkestanicum, 6388 nucleotides long. Lineage: Eukaryota; Metazoa; Platyhelminthes; Trematoda; Strigeidida; Schistosomatidae. The record is from the annotation of a GenBank genome assembly.
GUUUUGGGCUUUUUGUUACUUCACUGUGGUCUUGUGGUGCGCGAUACUCGUAAAAACAGCAAAGCAGCAGAGUACUGGUGAGGUUUUUGAAUCUGUUACGUCGCGAUGGACCGUUCAAUUUUGACAGUAUCGUCUAACAACGCAAUCUCACCGAAUUGUUUGAAACUUGUUAAGGCUUCUUCUGAUGACCGUGAUGCCAGGACCAUAACUUCUAGGAUGGGCAUGACUGUCCCUGAAUUCAUGGACGUUUUGGGUUAUUCUUCGAGUACAACCGAUCAAAAUAACUGCAAUUCAAGUAGUUUGGUAUGGCCCAAACAUACGGAGUUAGAGGUCAGAGACCCAUGGUCGGCAGUUUAUCAAUACGAGCCUACUGACAUCAGCUGGUGCAUUCGUUUUAAAGCCCUAGGGUGUUACAAUUUUGUCCCACCUCCCUUCACAAAUAGAUCAUAUAAAGUGCCAGAAACUCCGAUACCAGCCCCCGAUGUUAACAAAAACUUAACUAAAGUUGACCAGGUAUCUCCCAACAGUAGGACAUUUCAAACUCUCCAAAGGAUACGUUCAUCAGCAGAUAAAGAUAAAUCAAGUCUGCCUUCAGAAACUAUUACAUUAGCUGAGCGUCACAAGCUUUGGGAAGAUCUGUUGUUAUCGGAUAGCGAAGAAGAAAAUGAAGAGAAACCAAGAUUAUCAUCAUUAAAAACAUCCUCUAAACUUAUUACUCUAGAGACACCAGUGGAUGAUGGCGAUAUUUCAAGUAAACCAGAUGAUCAGAACACGUUAAAGAGUUUUCCUAUUCUCAAUCAUGCAAUACGUCCACCACCACCUUUCGUCAGCCCACUUUCCAUUCUAAAUGGUGACUGUUCUGUAGCAGAAUCUCCUAUUCCAGUAACGGAAAAUGGGCCUGUGGAAUUCUCGCGAAUUAGUGUUGCUAAUCAACAAGGUUCAUUCGACCCGAAAGUGUCUGUUCAGCAUAUUCCAGACGUCCCGACUGAGUCUGUUAUAAGCAAAUCUGAAAAGUCAAUGUGCUUAUCUGCAAGUCAAUCGCCUUCUACAACUACAGCCAAUCCAUCACGACGACAUCUUACGGAUGACCUAACAGUAUCAAUUCCAACAAACGUUCCAAGCGAUUAUAACGAUUUUACGAGCAAGUCGACAACAGUUACAAGUAUUACAACUCCAAAAUUAACAGUGAUGCCUAAGCCAGUUUCAGUCCUGAGUGGUAAAUUUAAUUCCAAUCAUGACAGCGUAAUUAAGCCACGUACUGAUCCAAUAACAAAUACAGCAGACGAAUAUUGCAGUGAGCAUUAUAAGCGCCCCGAAGCCAACAAGAAUUUCAUUCAACGUUUGCUCUUAGAAUCAGGGCAAUUUCUAACUCAGAAAGACUGUCUUAUUACAGAGCUUAGCCCCAUCCACCACAAUGAAUCUGUUAGUAUAUCUACAAAACCAUCUCAACCAGAAAGAGAAAAAUCUGUGUUUACUGAACAAAAGUCAGAAAACGCAACUAAUUCCCUUAUUACCAAUCGAACACCAUCAGAUGAUUCGAAUUUAAAAAGUGAUUGCAAACCAUCACAUGAAUGUACUCGAUCAGAUAAUAAGAAUAUAACACCUCAAAAAUCAAAAAUAAUAGACCACCAGUCGUCAUUCCAGGCAAGCUGUAGAAAGGAUGCUGAAAAAGCAGAUGCUCGAAUCGAAAAUAAAACUUCUAAACUUAAUUCUACUUUUUUCUCUCAGGAAGGAUUGAAAGAAUCACCCACUAACCGUGAUUCUCUUUCGAGUUUUUCAGGUCUUAAUGAUGAGUACGUCUCACCUAUUGCGAACGUAAAUACUGGAUCGGUGAAACCUAAAGACAAACUGGAGAAGGUGCUCAACUUAUCAAAUAAUAUUACAUCCACAGAAAGAAAGACGAGUACUAAUGAUAUACAAAGUGUUGUUGUAAAUAUGGAUGUGUCUCAUACCGAUAUGAAUAGUUUUAAUAGUAUGCCGCCACCAACCCACGAUUCUACUGGUAAGAAGCUAAAAAGGCGUUCAAAAUGCAGUUCAAAACUUAAAAUAUCCAAGGAGUCAUUUACUGCAUCCAGUUCUGAGUUAUCAUCUUUAACUCAUGAACAACCACAAAAUGAUUCUGAUAUGAAAAACGACAUCGACGGCUCUAUUUGCCUAGUUCAGGAUACUGAGGAUAUAUAUCCCCUUCGUGAUGUCCCAUCUGACCGUUGGAUAUUUUCUGACUUAACCGUUACCAAAGUUCGUAAUAAAAUACAACAGUCUUUCUCGCUUGCUAAGAAUGAGGAGGUUCCCGUUAAUCUAUCGUCAUCCGACUGUCAUUUGAUUAAGAAAAUGAGAGAUAUUUUACUGAGUGCUGUCGAAGAUGACAGUCCAAUCAUCUCCAAGAUCAAUCAAAGUAGACGUAAUCGUCCCCGAUCACUUAUGGGCAUUUUACUUGUCCCACCACCCAGUUCUUUCAGUGUAUCAUCUAAAACGAGGGUAUCACCUCAUCUAUCAGAAGAACCUUCGUCUCAUAAGAGUUAUCAUGAUAUUUGCACAAUGACAUCGCCUCAUCUUAAUCAGACUACCAUCUUAAAUGAUGCAGAUAUUCAGUGUGAUAUAUGGCCUAGCAGUAAUAAUAAUAAUUUGAUAUCUAGUCGUUUUGUUUCACAGUCUUCCAGUAGCAUCAUUAGCACUCCUACUCAAAAGCCUCUAGGUACUGUACCUCCGAUUCUCCGUGAUCCAGUCUGUGAUCUUACCAGCUUGUCAUCAAAUAUUACUCAGAAUUUACCGCAGUUAAAUGGUCAGUCGCUCCCUUGUAUAAAUCUCUCUGACAGUUUGCUUUUUAUUGAGGAACAGUUUGGCAGGAUCAUCAAACAGGAGGAUGAAAAACUACAGAAUAGUAAUGCAUCAACUGAAAUAUUCAAAGCAGAAGAAUGCAAGCUUGAAGCAUCUAAGUGUUGGAAAUCGUUAGUUAGUGCUGUAUCCUCUUGUUCUCGUGAUAGUUCUGGUGAAGCACCAAAUCGUUCACAAAUGCUCCUUAAUUUACAAUCACUUCAUGAAUACCCAGUACAAAUGACCCGAUCAGUAAAACACUAUUUAGCUGCUGCAUACAUCUUUGAAUCGAAAAAUGAAAUACUUAAGGCUGCUGAUAUGCUUACUGAAGCAGCUAACCAAAUUCAACAUUGUGUUCGUCGAAUGCAUCGAGUUGAAGCAAAGUUAACUAAACGUCGUAGUCAUCGAACUGAAGUAGAGAAUUCUCCUGAUCUAAAUGAAUUAACAGUGAAAGUUAAACGCGAUGCUAGUUGGAUGUACUUAUGGUAUUAUGUUUUAAUGCGAAUCAAGGCUGCCGUUGGAUUUCAUACAUAUCGCCUAAGAUUGCAGUUAAUUGAUACUCUACGUGAAGAGAUCGAUGCAAAUCUUUCAGUAGUAAAACAGCACAUUCCUAGCUUGACUGGUAGUAUCGGUUUGCCAAAAGUUUCAGAUAGUCCUUCCUCAUCAAAAGUAUCUUCAAUCAAAUCGAAAGUUACAUCUAAUUCGUCUUCUGAAACUGAUGAUUUGAAGAUAUUGGAAUCUUUAGUUGCUCAGUUUGUUCGCUUUAAUCAGUUGACAUCAUGUGUACAUAGUGCAAUGAUAGAAUGGCAGCAAGCUGAUGAACUAGUCACAAAAGUUCCAUAUUUAAAAUCACCCGUUGGACGUAAAUCAGAGGGUUCAACUGAAGUUGCAGGUUACACUUCGUUUUCAGGACAUCUGAGACCAAUCCAUUCCGUAGAUAUUGACAUUGCUAGCGCAUCAGAAGGAGCAUAUAUUAAUACUUCGCAAAUUCCUAUCCUAGUAUUGUUACGUUAUAUGGACGGAAUUUUUCAUGUUCAUCCACUUAUUAUUGACCAGUUAAAAUAUCCCUCUGGACAAGAAUCAGUUCAAUCUAUUUCGCUGAAAAAUAAUAGUUUAAGUGAAAUACGGAAUUCCACCUCUGUUUCACAAGAACAAAAGCUUCCCAACUCAAAUCCCACCUUGAUAACUGAUUCAACUCCCCUUACUGGCAUGGCCUUGUCGACGGUCAGUAAGACUCCCAACAAACAACGACAAGAACCAGAUAAUAUUGCUCAAUCGAAAUUUGAAAAUACUGUAGCUAAUAACAUUAAUAUUCAUUCGGAACCUCCUAGUUCUCAUGGCAUCAGUGAGCGGCUUUUGAAAAAGAAAUCUCACAAUAAACACUCUUCUGGUGUUAAUCCAUCGCCAAAUUUAGUUGCUUCGUCUGUAGUGAAACGCUUCACACCUCAUCAUUCCAAUGCAUUAGACGAAAACUGCUCUGAUGCUUCCAUACCUUCCUCUAAGCAUGACAUAUCUAAUGCUCCUAAACGAAAAUCCAAAAGACGACGUUUACUACAAUGUAACGAGUCAACAGACACAUUACCCUUACCUAUAGAUGCAUCGUCAACCAAUACAGAUACCGAUUUGGAUAGUUAUGGUCGAUCAACUACUCUUGGUAAGUGCAAUGAAUCACCUGGAAAAAAAUCCAAUAAGUCUAAAACUAUACAUAAAUUAAAUAAUCCUGAAUCAGGAUGCUUUGGAAAUCAGAAACCUGAUUGUAUCGACAACUCAAGUUCAGUGGAACGUAAGCUACAUGUAGACGAUCAUUUAUUUUCAAAGAAGAAAUCAAAACGAUCGCAUACACACUCGAAACGUUCUAAACUUAAUUGUGAUGUUGUUUCACAUCCUUGUAGAAUUAUUGCUUCUGAUGAUCAGUCGCCCAGUACUUCUCCUCCUCCAUCAAGAAAGUUUUGUCGCAGCAGGAGUGUAGCACCUACUGCACCGAAAUCUAGCAGUCACGUCAGCACACUGUCAAACGUACCUAAUCUAAACUGUCCUGUUUCAGUGGAAGAUAAUACUUAUCAACCAAAAAGGAUUAAACCAUCGCAUUCUAAAGUACAUGGAAGACGUAUUUCUGAUUCACCUGAUUCUGACUCUUUUCCGACACCGACCUAUAAACCAUCAGUCCCCGUCGACCCCCCAGAUGCAAUUAACAGGCAUAAUCAACGUCGCCGUUCUCGUUCAGUUCAUCUUUCAUCGCCAAGGCAAAAAAAUGCAUCACUUGAAGAGGUCUCAAACAAUGCUAACGUAUCUGAGUUGUCACAAGACUCUAUCGGUUAUAGUCCAACCAAAAGAAGUCUUAUAAAUGGUGGCUCUUCAAAUAUAUCACAAGCAAACAAUUUGCCAGUUUACCGUGUUUCUCAUAUUUCCCCAAGCCCACCAACUAAAUCACAACACAAAAACGGAUCUAGUAAAAGUCAUAAUGACUUAGUUCGGUCUAAAACCUCUCACCAUUCCAACUCUAAAUCACAAUCAUCAAUUGUUAAAUCAUCAUCUGAAGUUCCAUCCUUCUACGCUCGUUGGAUCAAAGAGCCAUCCAAUACUGAUCGAUAUCCUACUACUUCAUCAAAUAAUUAUAGUAACAGCAAAAAGUAUCAAUCACAGUGGUAGCUUGUAUAUUGAGAGAUAUAGUCCCUCUUUCAAAUCUAGAAAUGUUAAUAUUAAUAUAAUUGUAAACCUAACUUUUGAAAAUUAUCGGUCUUUCAUUACAUAACAUUAUGUCAUGUUGUGAAUUGUAUUUUACUGAGUACGCACUCUAAAUUAACUCUUUUCUACUCCAAUUAUUUUCUGUUUUGAAUGGUAAAUUUCACCUGUAUCUUACAAUUUCUUUCUAAAUGUAUGAUGUAAAUCUUUUUGUUUGUCCUUUAAUAAUGGCUUUAUCGAUCCACUAUCAGAAGUCAUCAGGUACACUACAAUAACUGCCGCAUUUGAUAAUUCGAAGUACAUUAAUUUAAAUUGACUAAAUAAUUAUGUAACCGAAUUGCUAUACUGAUGAUGAUGAAAAAAAAUUUUUUUUUGUUACUACUGCCCUGUUUGCCUUAUCCUUCAUGAUACACAGAAUACUUUACAAAAUAUACAUUUAUAUUUAUUAUUUGGCUUGAUCGGACGCCUUAUUUUAGUGUUUCAAUUCUUUAUACUAAUGUAACAAGGAUACUGUAUACACACACACACACACACAUGUCUUGCUCCUUGUACACAAUUAUUUUCUAACGUGUUUUCGAUUCAGUGAUAAAAUCAGGGUUGUUUUCCUUAUUUCCCUUGUGUCCUUACUUUUUCCACUGUUUUUUUUUUAAAUAUCUUCUUUCUUGGAUUGUUUUUUUCCCCACGUGUUUCAGUGUAACUUUUCCUCACUAAGAUUAUGUCGAUAAAAGACUGGUUGAAAUAAAUGAAGAUUAAAUAACAAACUACUAUACAUAUAUUUUCUUAUCUUUUCUUUUUAUUAUUAUUAUUCUUUACUGCUUAUUUCUUUAAAAAAUUAUUUUGUAGUACAAAUAAGUUGGAAUAAAAGUGAACGAUAUUCUAUUUGAUUUAAAAA